This is a messenger RNA of Paramecium pentaurelia, 429 nucleotides long. The record is from the annotation of a GenBank genome assembly. NCBI's taxonomy places the organism in Eukaryota, Ciliophora, Oligohymenophorea, Peniculida, Parameciidae.
AUGUCUUGCACUUUUAAAAAGAAAGAAGAUUUGUAUGAGGUUUUAGCUUCAUCUAAAGAUAUUGAUGAUUCAUUUUACAGUGUAAUAAUUGAUAUAUUAAGAUGAGAAAAGAUUUCUGAUUGUCUAAGAUUUCUUUCAAAACCUGACAAUGAAAAGCACUAUGAAUAAUAUAUUUUGUAGGUGAAAAAUUUAUCAUUUGUUGAAAAGGAAUAUUAACUAUUAAUAGGAAAAUCUAACAUUUAGAAGAUAACUAACCUUAUAUAAACAAUAUUAGAUCAUAAUUUUAAUGAAAAUAAUUAUUCUUAAGAAACUUACAGAGAAACUGGACAAGAGCAAAUUAAGAAAAUAUAAGAGUAUUAAAAGAUGAGGGAAUAUUUUAAAUUUUUAGUUACCCUAACAGUUCUAGAUAAUAAGUUGAUAAGGUGCUGA